[Torrubiella] hemipterigena is the source of this 3978-nucleotide messenger RNA. Lineage: Eukaryota; Fungi; Ascomycota; Sordariomycetes; Hypocreales; Clavicipitaceae. The record is from the annotation of a GenBank genome assembly.
CCUUAGUGCCGCACUCUGCUGCUUCGUGUCCCGCCCGCCAGCGAGAUAAUAAACAGUAUUUUUUAAAUGGACUAUUUUUUUCCAAUCGGGAUUAUGGCCCGAAUAAAAAAAUAAAAAAGAAACGGGCCAGGGGUGGUCACCGGAGAACCCACUCUUUCUUCGCUCUAUCGGCGCUGCUUGUGCUGCCCACCACUUUUCCUCGUUUACCGCGGCAAAGUCCCCCAUCCUUGCUGCUCUACUCUCACUUUGUGCUGCUUGCUACUGUUACAGUGAUAGCGUAGCACUCCUCAUCUCGGAACGCCAGACUCUUGCUUCCCGCCGCGGAUGAAGCCUUGAUUUGUCUUUCGCGUCGCCAUACAGUCCUCCGCGUCGCUUCGCUGGACUCCAAUUCCUCGACAUCUUCACUCUCUUUGCCUAUAAUCGAAUCGGCAUACACAUACGCUUACGCCCGUUGACCAACCCCAGCUCCUCUCCCCAGAGGCUGCGCCCUCGAAUCACGCAAUUCAACCACCUUCUCUUCUAUACUUAAUUCACAGUCACAAUGGGCAUCACAAGCUACUUCAAGGCGGACACUAGCAAGCCUGCCAGCGCUGCCACCUCGGCGCCGUCAACAGCGCCUCCGUCUCGCCUCCAGACCAGCCGUCUCUCCAAUGGCUCCGACAAGAACUCGCCGGAACGUAAUAUCGGCAACGACAUGGAACUUCUUCCUCCUACGCCGCGCUACCACUCGCGGCCUCAGUCGACUCGCUCUGCCCGCUCUGGCCACUCCACACCGUCGAACCAGAGCUCCGUCUUCCUCGACGAGAUCAAGCACGAAGUCAUGGUCAACUACCUCUACCAGCAGCAGUGCUCCCAGCUCUGGGUCAGCGACGGGUCCGGCGAGAUCGAAGGUGUGCUUCUGCGUAAGUCGCGAGGCCACUACAUGGCUUGCCCUCCCCAGCUCGGCAGCUCGCCCUUUGCCAUCUCAUGCGCUGCUCUCAACCUCCAGGCAGCCAUGACUGUCAACUCUCGAGUCAUCAAGACCUUCCUCCAGUGGUCUCCCGACGCUGUCGACGUUCCUCUUAUGAACGGUCUCCGCGUCCAGAUUCUCCCCACAAUUGAGGAUCUUCCCCGCGCCAGAAAGUACCAGUUUGCUGCCUUUGUCGCCUCCGAGGGCCUCUUGGUCGUUUGGGACGAUGACCCUCUCAACCUGGUUGCCCGCGCCAAGGCUAUUGAAUCCGAGCUCAUGGAGCUCGUCUGGAAGGCCGGAAACACUGACGACGAGGAUGACGAGAAGAAGGCUGCCCCCAUGGAGCCUGAGAUUGAUGAGGAGAGCGGUGAGGUUAAGCCUGAGAAGCGCCCUAUCCACCUGCAAAACACCAUCCUCGUCUCCAUCACCCUCAUUCUCGUUACUGUCUCUCUCGGUGCCGCCUGGCGCCAGCUUGCCAUCGAGGUCUCAGUCGAUAACAACUACGUCCGUCUGGCCCUCGUUGCGCUCGCCCCUGUGCAAAUCUUCUUCACCCUCUUCUUCGCUCAGGUUAUCGUCGGUUGCUUGGCCCAAAUCUUUGGUCCUGUUCGCCAGCUCACCAUCAACUCCAAAUUCUACUCCGCUCGCCCGCCAGCCCGUCUACAGUCUGCCAUCCUUCCUCACGUCACCAUCCAGUGCCCUGUGUACAAGGAGGGUCUUCAGGGUGUCAUUAUGCCCACUGUCAAGUCUAUUAAGCAGGCAAUGUCCACCUACGAACUCCAGGGCGGAUCUGCCAACAUGUUCAUCAACGACGACGGUCUGCAGCUUGUUUCCGAGGAGGAGCGCCGCGCCCGUAUUGAAUUCUACGCCGACAACAACAUUGGCUGGGUCGCCCGUCCCAAGCACAACGAAAACGGCUUUGUCCGCAAGGGCAAGUUCAAGAAGGUCUCCUACCAGGACGAGGACGGCUACGACAAGUUCUGGUCCGAGUCCCACGUGUCUGAGGAUUUCGACAUGUCUCUGCGUCUCCAGUGCAAUGGUUACAUUAUCCGUCUUGCUGCUUGGGCUGGCGAGGGCUUCAAGGAAGGUGUCUCGCUGACUGUCUAUGACGAGCUUGCCCGUUGGGAAAAGUACGCCUACGGCUGCAACGAGCUGCUCUUCCACCCCAUCCGCACCUGGCUCUGGCGCGGUCCCUUUACGCCUCUGUUCCGCAAGUUCCUCUUCUCCAACAUCCGCUUCACCUCCAAGAUCACCGUCAUCUCCUACAUUGGUACCUACUACGCCAUUGGCGCCGCCUGGAUCAUGACCACGGUCAACUACUUCCUCAUGGGCUGGUUCAACGGUUACCUUGACAAGUACUACGUCGACUCGUGGCAGGUCUGGUUCUCCAUCAUCAUUGUCUUCAACGGUCUCGGUAACAUUGCCCUCGCCAUUCUGCGCUACCGUGUCGGCGAGCGCAACAUCCUCUACGCGCUCUUUGAGAACUUUAUGUGGACGUUCAUGCUUGCCAUUUUCCUUGGUGGUUUGUCUCUGCACGUCUCCCAGGCCCUGCUCUCCCACAUGUUUGAGAUUGACAUGACAUGGGGCGCUACUUCCAAGGAAGCCGAGUUCUCCAACUUCUUCAUCGAGGUGCCCAAGGUCUUCAAGAAGUUCAAGUUCUCCAUGAUGUUCUCGCUCCUCAUUAUUGUCGGCAUGAUCAUCCUGGCUGUUGCUCCUUUCGUCCCCUACGACUGGCGCAUCACCGACUUUGUCGCCAUCUUGCCCAUGGCCACUGUCGCCGCCAGUCACUUCUUGCUGCCUCUCGCCCUUAACCCGGCCCUCAUGACCUUCUCUUGGUAGAAAAAAAAAGCAACCUUUUACUACUACCACCUACACGAUGUACAGGAUUUACCCCGUUCUCCUCUUUAUUUUCUACAUUUAUUUCACUAUUUUUCUAUUCAUGGUAUGGGACAUAUAGAACCGGGAACUUGGAGUUUUUAUUUAUUUUAUUUUCAUGUUGGAUUGGAAGCAGGAUGCUUCACUCUACUAUCAGCCCUCUGUGGCCACUUGGUCAUUUUUUCUUGUUUAUCUCGCCAUGAUCGCGGCUCAAAGCUGCCAAACACAUGCAAUGUCUAUAUUCUUCUUCACUUUUCCACCCGCUUAGAUACACAAGCAAUCACACAUAGCUUAAUUCAUACAAACAUGACCAUAAUCUGAUACAUGCGGCGCUCUUCGCGUGACGUUGAAUAGAGUUUGGUGGCGUCAACGGCUCGGGAAGGAUUCCAAACUCUAAUCGGGCACGGAGUGACACAUCGAUUUCCCAAAUGACCAGAUGAAUUAGGAUGGGUCUCUUGGCACGCAGCCUGGUGUGUGUAUAGUACUUUUCAAUCUAUUUCAUGAAAUAUUCUAUCGUAGUGUAAAAUGAACCAAAAAAAAGUGCGUUACGAAACAAAUGAGAAUAGUCUAUAAAUCUUUGCCACAGAAAAAAUGUUCAAACGCCUCUAUCAUGCAUGUAUCCUUCGUAAAAUCCCAUGCCUUUUUCUAUUUCCAAUCUUUCUUGUAUCCAUUAUAACCCAGCACCAGUUUUUUUCUCGUUUUAAAAGGAUUCUUGUGUCAACGUGAGAACACCCUGUUCGUUUACUCUUCGUCAUCCGUGUCAGGAGGGUGAGGAGUGCCCUUGGGGCUGUUAAGCCACUCAAUGUGUCUCAAGCGGCGACGAGCCUCACGCUCCUUGAGCUCCUUCUUGGUCAUCUUCUUCUUCUUGCGGGCGCGGAACUUCAUGUCCGAACUGCCUUCAGCGUCGGAGUUGACAGCCGAGGGCACGGCAGAAGGAACGGCAGAAGAGACGUUGGACGAGGGGACAGUGGAAGGGGCAGCAGAGGUACCGGGGGUCUGAUCCUCGAAGCGAUCGAGAGAAAUGGCAGCAGUGCCGCGGAGAGCGACAGCACCAUCCUUGACGUGCCACUGCUCAGAGCAAAGAGCACCGACGAACUCUUCGUUAUGGGAAAUCAGGAUAACACCACCCUUGAACUCGCGGAUAGCAACGGCAAGAC